Molecule: messenger RNA, 390 nt
Organism: Mesorhabditis belari
Lineage: Eukaryota; Metazoa; Nematoda; Chromadorea; Rhabditida; Rhabditidae
Source: the annotation of a GenBank genome assembly
AUGGCCGAACUAAACGCGUUGAAUGGAAAUGGAGACGGUUUCUAUAUUCAAGGAGCCAUCCAAGUUGAUGGUGUGUCGGGUUGUAACAUCUGUGGUUGGAGCUGUAACACGACCACUUCGAUGGUUAACUACCAAGUCCUGGGCACUGAUAUGUCGACAGUGAUUGUCGAUGACAACACACAUUGUGGCUAUAUCAACAACGAUAAUGACGGACGGUAUGAAUGCUCGAACACUGGUGUGUGGCAAUUCAAAACGUCUGCUGGUGUGUCAACCGAUAUGGGCAAGUACACGUGCUCAAAGGGUGUCCCUUGCUGUCAAUCAUGUACUUUGGCACAGCUGAAUGCGUUGAAUGGAAAUGGAGACGGCUUCUAUAUUCAAGGAGAUGUCAUG